AUGCCUUGUCCACCAAUUCCAAACCCUCCUCCACCACCACCACCAGCAGCAGCAACAUUGCCUUCCGGCAAUACGUUUAUUGCAUUUCCAACACCACCUCCAAUACCUCCGACUAUUCCUCCCCCAGUUCCUCCUCCUAGUCCUCCUCCUAUUCCUCCUCCCACUCCUCCACCUCCUCCUACAGGUAUUAUUCCAGGAACAAUACUAGGUACACCUCCUAUCAAAGGUAUACCUGGAAUAUUGCCAGGUCCUCCUAACAAAGGUAUUCCUGGAAGACCACCAUAUCCAAGUCCAGGUAUCCCAGUUAAAGGUACACCCGGAAUGCUGCUAGGUACUCCUCCUAUUGAAGGUACGCCCGGAAUGCUACCAGGUACUCCUCCUAUUGAAGGUACGCCCGGAAUGCUGCCAGGUACUCCUCCUAUUGAAGGUAUGCCCAGAAUGCUGCCAGGUACUCCUCCUAUUGAAGGCAGGCCCGAAAUGCUGCCAGGUACUCCUCCUAUUGAAGGUAUGCCCGGAAUGAUGUCAGGUCCUCCUAUUGAAGGUAUGCCCGGAAUAAUGCCAGGUACUCCUCCUGUUGAAGGUAUGCCUGGAAUGCUGCCAGGUACUUCUCCUGUUGAAGGUAUGCCCGGAAUGCUGCCAGGUACUCCUCCUGUUGAAGGUAUGCCUGGAAUGCUGCCAGGUACUUCUCCUGUUGAAGGUAUGCCCGGAAUGCUGCCAGGUACUCCUCCUGUUGAAGGUAUGCCCGGAAUGCUGCCAGGUACUCCUCCUGUUGAAGGUAUGCCCGGAAUGCUGCCAGGUACUCCUCCUGUUGAAGGUAUGCCCGGAAUGCUGCCAGGUACUCCUCCUGUUGAAGGUAUGCCUGGAAUGCUGCCAGGUACUUCUCCUGUUGAAGGUAUGCCCGGAAUGCUGCCAGGUACUCCUCCUGUUGAAGGUAUGCCUGGAAUGCUGCCAGGUACUUCUCCUGUUGAAGGUAUGCCCGGAAUGCUGCCAGGUACUCCUCCUGUUGAAGGUAUGCCCGGAAUGCUGCCAGGUACUCCUCCUGUUGAAGGUAUGCCCGGAAUGCUGCCAGGUACUCCUCCUGUUGAAGGUAUGCCCGGAAUGCUGCCAGGUACUCCUCCUGUUGAAGGUAUGCCCGGAAUGCUGCCAGGUACUCCUCCUGUUGAAGGUAUGCCCGGAAUGCUGCCAGGUACUCCUCCUGUUGAAGGUAUGCCCGGAAUGCUGCCAGGUACUCCUCCUGUUGAAGGUAUGCCCGGAAUGCUGCCAGGUACUCCUCCUGUUGAAGGUAUGCCCGGAAUGCUGCCAGGUACUCCUCCUGUUGAAGGUAUGCCCGGAAUGCUGCCAGGUACUCCUCCUGUUGAAGGUAUGCCCGGAAUGCUGCCAGGUACUCCUCCUGUUGAAGGUAUGCCCGGAAUGCUGCCAGGUACUCCUCCUGUUGAAGGUAUGCCCGGAAUGCUGCCAGGUACUCCUCCUAUUGAAGGUAUGCCCGGAAUGUUGCCAGGUAGUCCUCCUAUCGAAGGUAUGCCCGGAAUGUUGCCAGGUAGUCCUCCUAUCGAAGGUAUGCCCGGAAUGUUGCCAGGUAGUCCUCCUAUCGAAGGUAUGCCCGGAAUGUUGCCAGGUAGUCCUCCUAUCGAAGGUAUGCCCGGAAUGUUGCCAGGUACUCCUCCUAUUGAAGGUAUGCCCGGAAUGUUGCCAGGUAGUCCUCCUAUCGAAGGUAUGCCCGGAAUGUUGCCAGGUAGUCCUCCGAUUGAAGGUAUACCCAGAAUGUUGUCAGGUACUCCUCCUAUUGAAGGUAUACCCAUAAUGUUGUCAGGUACUCCUCCGAGUAAAGGUAUACCGGGAAGACCACCAUAUCCUAGUCCAAGUCCUCUAAUUAAUGGUACACCACCAUUCUUUUGA
Messenger RNA from Solanum tuberosum (potato), 1896 nucleotides. RefSeq names its product collagen alpha-2(IV) chain-like. The record is from RefSeq and is a predicted model, not a curated record. The transcript is spliced from 2 exons. Lineage: Eukaryota; Viridiplantae; Streptophyta; Magnoliopsida; Solanales; Solanaceae. Bases 1 to 1896 code for a protein of 631 amino acids.